AACCUAUUGUCUCCGGUGCCAGAUAGGUAGGAGAUGGCGAGGAUGAGGGCGGUGUGUGUUACGGUGUUGCUCUGGUUUGGGGUGGGAGUUGUAGCGGACAUAGACUUGACCAGACUGGACAAUCAGAGGGGCACGAAUGUUGUCCAAGCAACUAUUGACCAAAUUCGAGAUGGCUGUAUCUUCCCCAAGGACAGGCUUUUUCUGAGACGAUUAGCCUUUGUCGAGUCCAGGGAUGGCCUUGACUCCAAGACGUACAGAAGCGGAUAUUAUGGCGGUAUUUGGCAGGUAGAUGAGUCUAUGUUUAAAGCUACCACUGCAUGUCCCGCAUCCAUCCGACACGUCUGCAACCAGAUCCAGAUCAAAUUCCGCAUUGACUGGAGUCAGGUUCAAUGGCGGGAUCUCUUAAAACCGCUAUAUUCUGGUCUAGCUGCUUCCCUCUACAUCCAGCUGCGGCAAGAUGACGACAUAAUUCCAGGGAGCGUGGAUGCCCAAAGCCAGAUUUGGAAAAACAUAUACCAUCCAAAACCUCCAGUUGCCAACUUCUCCUCCCUCGUGGUAACAGAAUCCUGCGACGCAGAGUUGGAUGUGACUUUCCUGGUGGACAGUUCGGGCAGUAUCGGAUCAUCUGACUUCAGUGUAAUGCUGGGCUUCCUGCAGCAGGUGGUGGAGGGCCUGGGUGUGAGUCGUGCAGGGACACACGUCGCCAUCGUCCGCUUCAGUUCCUCGCCAUCGGUCGUAUUCCGCCUCAAUGAAUACUACGACACCGAUGACAUUGUCAGAAAUAUCCAUAGGAUCUUCUAUGUUGGAGGGAGUACUAACACAGCUGGUGGUAUAGACGAGAUGAUGUCGAGCGUGUUUACGACAUCCAAUGGGAUGAGGUCACAGGCGUCCAAAUUAGCCAUCUUACUAACUGAUGGUGGGUCAGACAGUACUUUACAGACGAGGGCCGCAGCAGAGAGAGCGAAAGAAGCGGGUGUCGUUUUCUUUAGUAUUGGAAUUGGAAGCGUGAACCCGGAUGAGCUGAUGAGCGUGGCCACACAGCCGAACUGCACCCACUACUUCCUGCUGAACAAUUUCGCUGAGAUAGACACAAUCCUGUACGAGAUACAGCGCAGCGCCUGCAGAGCCGUGUUAUCCCUGAGUAAGACCGAAACUGAGAUACACAAAAAACUGCAAAACAUCUCGACUGAAGUCACGGUCUCGGUUGACGUUCCUUCGUUACCGUCGGCUAGCAACUCCACGGCAAAUGACACAUACGUGUCGGUUUUGACGACAGUCAACUGCGGCGUCGUCAAUGUAUACGCCUCCUACGAGGUUACACAUCCGGGUCCCGCGUUCCAUGACGUCAAGGGCGUUGCCACGGGCGACCUCCCGUCAGUGAUGUACGUCAACACGUCAAUAGACGGCCGUCCACUGUACAUCACGUACGAAGGAGCUAAGCUCCCUGCUUCCGCCACGGGGUUAAAGGACUGUGACAAUGCUUCUGUCCACAUGUCCAUUGUAAAAGGACCACCAAAAGGUCCUGAUAUCAUAUGCCGGGAGGAUGGAGUUGAGAAGGAGUGUACCAAAACCGACUUCCUCAUCAGCAAAUACAACAAGUUCUUGUGUAGAGAUAACUGGCAGGAGAUUGAAAACCCUUGCACAGCCGCCAGGAUCAGCAACAACGAACUCUACUUCCCUCAUCCGUACGACAACACGAAGUUCAUCAGGUGCGACCUCACCGGCGACAUGUACAUCACUCAGUGCCCGGGUCAGAAGCGCUACAUCGCCGACUCGCAUGUGUGUGGUACUGAACACGCCGUCAUCAACAACAACAAGAAACCCAUCGCCACCAACAACAUAUCCAACCCAUGCACCUUAAACGAGAUCAGGAACAACCACAUGUACUUCCCCUACCCCGGAAACCUCGCCAAGUACAUCCACUGUGACCCCUCGGGCAUGCCAUGGGAGAACUCCUGCCAGGAUGGCUUCCUCUGGUUCCAGGACGCACAGACGUGUUCCCCUGACUACCAGCACCAGGGAGUCGGAUCCACUGCUUUCACCUUCGUCGACCCCUGCACUAAGGCCAACAUCGACGCCGGCAACAUGUUCUUCCUCUACGCCCCCGACCACAACAAGUAUGUCCAGUGUGACGUCACCGGCAUCUACUACAUCCGCUCGUGCCCCGCGAUGAUGCAUUUCAACGUCUCAAAGAAGCAGUGUGUGAGGAGGGACGAGAAUGAUGCUGUUGGAGUUCUACCAUCUCCACCAGCUUAACAGGGAUACAUACCAACAAGCUUUUUACUUCUUCCAUGAAUAUAUUGGGAAAAACGUUUUUCUUGGUGGAAUGAUGUUGAUAUGAUGUUACUGGCUUUUGUUACUUCUUUUCUGCGCGUGUGCCUUUGUAGUUGGUUGAUAAUUCAGAUUAUUGUUUGAAUAAUAUGUUCAGGAUGAAAUCUUUACAUGUUUCAACAUUUUAUGGUCUCGCGUAAAUCGACAUAUAUGUAAAUGUAUCGAUGAUAAGAACAUAUUUAGCUGAUUAAUAAAUAUAUUUUGUCUUUC
Messenger RNA from Haliotis rufescens (red abalone), 2541 nucleotides. RefSeq lists its product as uncharacterized. The transcript has 9 exons. NCBI's taxonomy places the organism in Eukaryota, Metazoa, Mollusca, Gastropoda, Lepetellida, Haliotidae. Bases 34 to 2256 code for a protein of 740 amino acids. The record is from RefSeq and is a predicted model, not a curated record. Gene Ontology annotation, molecular function: chitin binding. Gene Ontology annotation, cellular component: extracellular region.